UGUUCUGACGAGGAACAUUUGCAUAUGGUUCAUUUUAGCACCUGAACCUAAGGCGAAUGCUGGGUUCUUCGACGCCAUUUUGUAGUUUGACUUGUUCGAUUAUUUUUUCGCAGCAUAUUCGCAUUUGGCAUUUCAUCCCAACAGGCUUACUAGUACUACAACACCAGGGAGAUGGAACGCCCUCGAACUCACACUGGGGAGAAACCCUACAUCUGUGACGAGUGUGGGUACAGGACAGCUCGCAAGUCCAACUUAGCUCAACACAUGAGAACCCACACAGGGGAAAGACCUUACAGGUGUGACCAGUGUGACUAUUCUGCAGCACAGAAAUCCAAUUUGGACCAACAUCUAACAAAACACACGGGAGAAAAACCCUACAUGUGUGGGGUGUGUGGGUACAGGGCAACUCAAAAGUCUUCCUUAACUGUACACAUGAGAACCCACACAGGAGAUAAACCCUACAAAUGUGACCAGUGUGACUAUUCUGCAGCAACGAAAACCGCUCUGGACUAUCAUCUAGCCAAACACACUGGAGAGAAACCCUACAUGUGUGGGGAGUGUGGGUACAGGACAGCUCGCAAGACCGACUUAGUGCAACAUAUGAGAACUCAUACAGGUGAAAAACCCUACAUCUGUGAUGAGUGUGGGUACAGGACAACUCGCAAGACCACCUUAGCAAAUCAUAUAAGAACUCAUACAGGUGAAAAACCCUACAAGUGUGACCAGUGUGACUAUUCUGCAGCACAGAAAGCCGUUUUUGAUUGCCAUCUCACAAAGCACAAAGGUGAAAAACCCUUCAUGUGUGAUAAGUGUGGGUACAGGUCAGCUCACAAGUCCGCUUUAUCCCAACAUAUGAAAACCCACUCAGGUGAGAAACCCUACAAAUGUGACCAGUGUGACUAUUCUGCAGCAGAAAAGUACUCUUUGGACUACCAUCUAAGUAAACACACUGGUGAUAAACCCUACAUGUGUGGGGAGUGUGGGAACAGGACAGCUUCUAAGCCUAUCGUAUCCCGACAUAUGAAAACUCACAUCAAACCCUACAUGUGUGAGGAGUGUGGGUACAGGGCAGCUCGCAAGUUCACCAUAUCCCAACAUAUGACAACUCACAAAGGAGAGAAACCCUAUAUGUGUGGGGAGUGCGGUUACAGGACAGUUUGUAAGUCUAUUAAACUUAUCCCGACAUAUGAAAACUCACACAUGAGACAAACCCUACAUGUGUGGGGAGUGUGGAUACAGGACAGCUAAAAAGUCUUCCUUAUCCCAACAUAUGAAAACUCACACAGGAGAUAAACCCUACAUGUGUGGGGAGUGCGGUUA
Molecule: messenger RNA, 1320 nt
Organism: Branchiostoma floridae (Florida lancelet)
Lineage: Eukaryota; Metazoa; Chordata; Leptocardii; Amphioxiformes; Branchiostomatidae
Product: gastrula zinc finger protein XlCGF8.2DB-like
Exons: 2
Coding region: 172-1248 (358 amino acids)
Biological process (GO): regulation of transcription by RNA polymerase II
Cellular component (GO): nucleus
Molecular function (GO): DNA-binding transcription factor activity, RNA polymerase II-specific; RNA polymerase II transcription regulatory region sequence-specific DNA binding
Source: RefSeq, a predicted model, not a curated record